AUGUGGAAUCCCUACGAUGAACCUGCACUUAGAGAAACACAGCUAAAGGAGAAGGGAGUGUUCAGAUUAGACAAAGUGGACUUCUGGACUGAACCCUUCAGAGACAAUAGUGGAGAGGAGCCUUGCGGGUUCACGCGUUUGCGCAGCGCCUACACGCCAGGCUUCGGCUGGAAGAGUCCACUUCUAGCCCAAAGCGCAGGAGGCGACGUCCUAGAUGGAAUUAGACCUUCUCUUCGCAAGGCAUCCUCCCUACCGGUUCGCAGCGUCGUCUGGGCUGGGAGCGGAAGCGGAAGUGUUGGCCCGGCUGUCCCCAGCGCCAGGCCUAGGUUUUGGCCAUGGAGGUGUCUCCGUCCAGUGAUCCCGUGCUGGACGCUAAAUCCGAGGUCAGUACUGGCCCGGAAGAAAAGGGGCAGUGGGCCGUGGAGCAGGAAAAGGGCUUUCUGUAAGUUGUGUUUUCUGCUUCCGUUUCAGGUCACCAACCAGAUCUCUUAAGUAUCCUUAUGUGGCAGUGAAGCUAACAGUGGCAGAUCAUUUUGGCCAAGUGAAGACAAAGUCUUUUGAAAUGACAAUUCCACAGUUUCAGAAUUUCUACAGACAGUUCAAGGAAAUUGCUGCUGUAAUUGAAACUGUAUGAAAACCAGUUAUUUGGUUGAUACUUUCCAAUUAUUCUAAAAUAAUGCAUACCACCAUCUGAAACAAGAAUUGCAUAAGGAUCAACUGAGAUUUAUUGGAUGAAAAUUACACUUCCAGUUUUCUUUUUUUAAAAAAUAAUUAAAAAUACAGAUGAACAGGAAUUAGUGGUAAUGGAUGCGCAGCCUUGUCAAUGAACUGGAAAUGACUACAUUGAACACUGACACUGUACAUUGUGUCUAAGUUGCAUCUUAAUCAAAAUCAGAUGAAUAACACUACUGAAGCUAACACAAGUUUGUGUGUUAGAACAUACAUCUGAAGACUUACUGAUGAUGGAGUCCACUUUAUAAAUAAAAUCUUGGUAUGGAAUUCCA
Nannospalax galili (Upper Galilee mountains blind mole rat) is the source of this 1004-nucleotide messenger RNA. RefSeq lists its product as uncharacterized. Gene Ontology annotation, molecular function: NF-kappaB binding. The record is from RefSeq and is a predicted model, not a curated record. Lineage: Eukaryota; Metazoa; Chordata; Mammalia; Rodentia; Spalacidae.